Messenger RNA from Aegilops tauschii subsp. strangulata, 2423 nucleotides. NCBI's taxonomy places the organism in Eukaryota, Viridiplantae, Streptophyta, Magnoliopsida, Poales, Poaceae. The record is from RefSeq and is a predicted model, not a curated record.
AUGGCUGAAUGGUUAAAGCGCCCAACUCAUAAUUGGAGAAUACUUAAUAAUACGGCGAAACAUUUAUACAAAACACCUAUCCCGAGCACACGCAAGGGAACCAUAGACAGGCAAGUGAAAUCCAAUCCACGAAAUAAUUUGAUCCAUGGACGGCACCGUUGUGGUAAAGGUCGUAAUUCCAGAGGAAUCAUUACCGCAAGGCAUAGAGGGGGAGGUCAUAAGCGCCUAUACCGUAAAAUAGAUUUUCGAUGGAAUCAAAAAGACAUAUCUGGUAGAAUCGUAACCAUAGAAUACGACCCUAAUCGAAAUGCAUACAUUUGUCUCAUACACUAUGGGGAUGGUGAGAAGAGAUAUAUUUUACAUCCCAGAGGGGCUAUAAUUGGAGAUACUAUUGUUUCUGGUACAAAAGUUCCUAGAUCAAUGGGAAAUGCCCUACCUUUGAAAUCUACUUCAACCGAUAUGCCCUUAGGCACGACCAUGCAUAACAUAGAAAUCACACGUGGAAGGGGUGGGCAAUUAGCUAGAGCAGCAGGUGCUGUAGCAAAACUCAUUGCAAAAGAGGGUAAAUCGGCCACUUUAAGAUUACCAUCUGGGGAGGUCCGUUUAGUAUCCCAAAACUGCUUAGCAACAGUCGGACAAGUGGGUAAUGUUGGGGUGAACCAAAAAAGUUUGGGUAGAGCCGGAUCUAAGUGUUGGCUAGGUAAACGCCCCGUAGUAAGAGGGGUAGUUAUGAACCCUGUGGACCACCCCCAUGGGGGCGGUGAAGGGAAAGCUCCCAUUGGUAGAAAAAAACCCACAACCCCUUGGGGUUAUCCUGCGCUUGGAAGAAGAACUAGGAAAAGGAAAAAAUAUAGCGAUAGUUUUAUUCUUCGUCGCCGUAAGUAAAUACGUAACUAGGAAUAUGGAAAAUUGCAUUUUUGGAAUUUGCAAUAAUGCGAUGGGCGAACGACGGGAAUUGAACCCGCGCAUGGUGGAUUCACAAUCCACUGCCUUGAUCCACUUGGCUACAUCCGCCCCUUAUCCAGCUAAAGGAUUUUUUGCUUUUUUCCAUUGAUCAUUAUUCUAUUUAUUCUGACCUCCGUACUUCGAUCGAGAUAUUGGACAUAGAAUGCCACUCUUUAAAAAGGAAAAAAGGAGUAAUCAGCUGUGACACGAAAAAACGAAUCCUUUUGUAGCUCAUCAUUUAUUGGCAAAGAUAGAAAAGGUCAAUAUGAAGGAGGAGAAAGAAACAAUAGUAACGUGGUCCCGGGCAUCUAGCAUUCUACCCACAAUGGUUGGCCAUACAAUCGCGAUUCAUAAUGGAAAGGAACAUAUACCUAUUUACAUAACAAAUCCUAUGGUAGGUCGCAAAUUGGGGGAAUUCGUGCCUACUCGGCAUUUCACGAGUUAUGAAAAUGCAAGAAAGGAUACUAAAUCUCGUCGUUAACUGAAUUCUGAAUAGAAAGAUUAAGAAGAAAAAAAAAAGAUUCAAAAUAAAGUAAAGGUAGGCGGGGAAUAACCUUAUUUAUGACAAGUUUCAAACUAGUAAAGUAUAUCCCUAGGAUAAAGAAGAAGAAAAGUGGGCUAAGGAAACUCGCAAGGAAAGUUCCAACCGAUCGUCUACUUAAGUUCGAGAGAGUUUUCAAAGCACAAAAACGUAUCCCUAUGUCUGUUUUCAAAGCACAAAGAGUUCUUGACGAGAUUCGCUAGCGUUACUACGAGGAAACUGUUAUGAUACUGAACCUCAUGCCCUAUCGAGCAUCUUAUCCCAUCUUAAAGUUGGUUUAUUCGGCAGCCGCAAAUGCUACUCAUUAUAGGGAUUUCGACAAAGCGAAUUUAUUUAUUACUAAAGCCGAAGUCAGUAGGAGUACUAUUAUGAAGAAAUUCAGACCUCGAGCUCGAGGACGUAGUUUCCCCAUAAAAAAAGCAUGUGUCAUAUAACAAUUGUACUAAAUAUAGUAAAGAAAUCUAAAUAACCUUUAGAUCCAUCUAAGAUUUCGAUUCCCAGUAAAAAAAUAUAGAAUAGAAAAAUAUGGGACAAAAAAUAAAUCCACUCGGUUUCAGACUUGGUACAACCCAAAAACACCAUUCCUUUUGGUUCGCACAACCAAAAAAUUAUUCUGAAGGUCUACAGGAAGAUAAAAAAAAUAAGGGAUUGUAUCAAGAACUAUAUACAAAAGAAUAGGAAAAAGGGCUCGAAUUGAAAAAUAGAAUCAGACUCAAGUUCCGAAGUAAUUACACAUAAUAGAAAAAUGGACUCAGGUUCAAGUUCCGAAGUAAUUACACAUAUAGAAAUCCAUAAAUAAAUCGAUACGAUCCACGUCAUAAUCCAUAUUGGAUUCCCAAAUUUAUUAAAGAAAAAAGGAGCAAUCGAAGAAUUAGAGAAAGAUCUACAAAAGGAAAUUAACUCUGUAAACCAGAGAUUUAAUAUUUCUAUCGAAAAA